Nelumbo nucifera (sacred lotus) is the source of this 2247-nucleotide messenger RNA. Its product is annotated as serine/threonine-protein kinase STN7, chloroplastic-like. The record is from RefSeq and is a predicted model, not a curated record. Gene Ontology annotation, molecular function: protein kinase activity; ATP binding. NCBI's taxonomy places the organism in Eukaryota, Viridiplantae, Streptophyta, Magnoliopsida, Proteales, Nelumbonaceae. Gene Ontology annotation, biological process: protein phosphorylation.
UCUUCAAAAUCAAACCCGGAAAACAGAAGAAAGACUCUAGUCGUCAGUGUCUCACUGUCGUAGUCUCUCAGACAGACUGACGAUUGUUUCAGGCUCUGAAAAGUUUCAACUGGUAACUUCAUAACUUGUGGUUCGUAUCACCCAUCAAUCCAGACAAACUCCUCACCUCCACAUAAAACCCAAAAACAUCUCGAUUCAAAAUCGAACCCGGGAAACAGUAGAACAAACACAUGAAUAAAAUCUUAUAUUUUAUUCACCAAAAGAUAUCAGUAAAAUCCAUAAUCCAUUUGAGGUGAGUUUGGUAGAGCCGUUUACGGAAAUGGCUACCAUUGCAGGAGUUGGGGUGUCAGUUGGUCUUCGUUCCUGUUUGAAGUCCAGAAUCCCAACUGUUUUACCAUCACCAUUUAUCGGAAGAAAGCUCGAAAGCAGAACCUCUUCUCAACCCAAAGAAGGAAAGAAGAUCCUCUCGCUGGUACGUGCGGGAGUUGAUGUGGUGGAUCUCGUUCAACACCUCUUUAUCGGCGUCGGGGUGGGGCUUCCCUGCACGGUUAUGGAGUGCGGAGACAUUAUCUAUCGGAGCACUCUUCCCAGGUCCGACGGUCUCACCAUCACAGCCCCUGGUGUUGUUCUUGCUCUGGGUGCUUUAUCUUACCUCUGGGCUACCCCUGGUGUGGCUCCUGGUUUCUGGGACAUGUUCGUUCUUGCCUUUGUAGAGCGACUCUUCAGGCCUACUUAUAGAAAGGAUGAUUUUGUUUUGGGAAAGAAGUUGGGUGAAGGCGCUUUUGGUGCGGUCUAUAGAGUUUCAUUGGCAAAGAAACCUGGUUCCAAGGAAGGUGAUCUAGUCUUAAAGAAGGCUACUGAAUAUGGUGCAGUGGAGAUUUGGAUGAACGAAAGGGUCCGAAGAGCUUGUGCAAGUAGCUGUGCAGAUUUUGUGUACGGCUUUCUUGAGAGAUCUUCCAAAAAAGGAGGUGAAUACUGGCUCAUUUGGCGGUUUGAAGGGGAGGCAACUCUUGCUGACCUGAUGCUGAAUAAAGACUUUCCUUACAAUGUUGAAACAAUGAUUCUUGGUGAGGUCCAGGAUUUACCAAAGGGAUUGGAUAGGGAAAAUAGAAUCAUCCAAACAAUCAUGAGACAGCUUUUAUUUGCUUUGGAUGGACUCCAUUCAACAGGGAUUGUUCAUAGAGACAUCAAGCCCCAGAAUAUUAUUUUCUCCGAAGGGUCUCGGGCAUUUAAGAUCAUUGACCUUGGGGCUGCAGCUGACUUGCGAGUGGGAAUAAACUAUAUACCAAAAGAGUUUCUGUUGGACCCAAGGUAUGCAGCACCCGAGCAAUACAUCAUGAGCACACAAACUCCAUCAGCGCCCUCAGCUCCUGUUGCGACUGCUUUGUCCCCAGUCCUGUGGCAGAUGAAUCUACCUGAUAGAUUUGAUAUAUACAGCGUUGGACUCAUAUUCUUGCAAAUGGCAUUCCCAUCAUUACGCACAGACAGUAGCCUCAUACAAUUCAACCGCCAGCUGAAAAGAUGUGGAUACGAUUUGGCUGAAUGGAGGAAAACUGUAGAGCAUCGUGCCAGCCCAGAACUCAGGAGAGGAUUUGAGUUACUGGAUUUAGAUGGUGGGAUAGGGUGGGAACUUCUCACAUCUAUGGUUCGGUACAAAGCACGGCAAAGGACCAGUGCUAAGGCUGCUUUAGCUCAUCCAUAUUUUGAUAGGGAAGGUCUACUGGCUCUUUCUUUCAUGCAGAACUUGCGGCUGCAGCUGUUUCGUGCUACUCAGCAGGAUUAUAGUGAAGCAGCCAAGUGGGUAAUCAAACUUCUGGCAAAAUCUGGGACGAAGAAGGAUGGUGGAUUGACUGAAGCUCAACUUGAGGAGCUCAGGGAAAUGGGACCAAAGAAUAAGACAAGUGUUCAAUGGAAUGCUCUUGCAUCCGUGCUUAGACUCCAGAGGAAGAUUAUAAGAACACUAAAUGAGAGCAUUGAUGAACUCAACCGACGUAGAAACAGCCUAUGGUGGAGCAGGUGGAUCCCCAGAGAGGAAUAAAGAAGGUAUACCUACUGUAAAUUUUGUGUAAGCAUUCUAAUUGCCCAAUUUAGUUGAGUGAGGUGGCUAUGUUAAGUUGUUGAUUGAGCAACCGGUGUAUAUAGCUAGAAUAAACUCUUUAGUCAAGAAUGUACAAACCAUAAUAAUCUUCCACAAGUAUAAAUGUUUAGUAAGGAUUAAUAAAAGCAUAUAAAGUAUCCAUGGUGCUA